Puccinia triticina is the source of this 201-nucleotide messenger RNA. RefSeq lists its product as uncharacterized. The transcript is spliced from 2 exons. The record is from RefSeq and is a predicted model, not a curated record. NCBI's taxonomy places the organism in Eukaryota, Fungi, Basidiomycota, Pucciniomycetes, Pucciniales, Pucciniaceae. The coding region runs from base 1 to 201 and encodes 66 amino acids.
AUGAUCGCGUUGUCCCGCUCCACAGCCCCAAGUACAACGCUUGCGCUCCGUGAAGAAGUGUGUGACCUCAAGAAAGUCGGAAUCUUGGCCAUCAAAGUCUUCAAGUUGGCCCCUGCCAAUGUCAAGGACCGUACUCAAAACCACUCUCACUUCUGUUGCUCGUACUUCAACAAGAUCAUGACGCGUAAGCCAUUGUUGUAA